AUGUCUCUCCGCGCACCACCUGCCCCUCUCCGCAAAACCUGGAGUAGAUCCGGAGACGAGUCCUAUUGGGAAAGCCCGACCCGGGACCCCUCCUCUGCUCCCCGUCCCGAACGCAGAUCACGCCCACAAAGCGCCACGGAAGGAGGACAAUUCGACGGAUGGUUCAAACAUCUGCAAAGAGUCCAGCAAAGUUCCAAUCAGGACCAAGCUGGACAAUUUGGAGAUACCUUUCGAGACAGAGAAGCCGGUUUUCCCACUUGGAAAGCAAAAGGAGGUGUCUCGUCGAGUUGGGGAUCUUCUUCUGGAGGGACGAGCUUAUGCGGGAGUUCGUUUGGGAGUCAGGAGUCUGUUCAAAGCGGGAUACCGUCUCCUCCGGAAAGAAGAGACAGCUGGGAGAAAGCGAGGAUAAGCCAAACCCCAAAGAAGGAGCAGGGCAGAGUGAGUUUUCUGACGCCGGUGAAGAUCGGGUGGCUGCCCAUCAAAAGGAAGGUGACGAUGGUCGGGGAGCAGGGACGCAACUCAGACACUGCAGGACAACAGGUGAAGUUGAAGCCACCCAUCACCCCCACACUGGUGACGAAUGCCCCGCCCUCUGUAAAGAACUGCAGUGACGAGGAGGAGCGGAGGAGCCAGUGUGAGGCCAGCGCUGGAGGGAGGACGUCAUCGUGGCAACAGCAGGACUCUACGACCGACAAACAGGUUCCAGAGAAGCGUAAUCCUGCUGUCACCGUUGGCGACGCACCCGUUAGUUGGCAAGCCCUGAAGCGAAGUUGGAGACUAAACCGGGUCUUAGCACUUCCAGGUUCAAGUCCGAGUACCAAGAACCAACCCAGGACUAACUUAGAUCCCCCUGCAUCCAAAACCUUCACCCAAACCUCCAACGUACCACAAGACAAGCCAGAACUUCUUCACAGGACGACUUUUGCAGACCCUUCGAGAGACAGUGUAACAUUUAAAACACCACUGCAGAGAACUUCAAGUGUCCAACCCCUCAAAGCUUCGCACAUCGACACAGCUUCUACCACGAAAACCGUAAUUCCGGAAAACAAAGCCGGGUUUUCUUCCAUCACAAUCUCCUCGAGGAAGGUUUGCCGAUCUUCCAGCCUUCCUCCGACUCCUUCCGCGAACCAAGAAUCUAUGGACUCUCGACGAAUUAUGGUGCAACGGAAAGCAACUAUAGUGAAAGUGACCGAGCAAAGGGUGACGACUAGUCCGAUUCACAGCGUAAAACCAGGUCUAAAUCAAACGGCAAGUCAGAAUCUGGAUACGGUGGUCCACAGGAGAAAAGCUACAAUCAUCAAAGUGACGGAACAUAGAGAAACUUAUACUCCUAACGAUUCUAGUCGGACCAAGGAGCACAGACAUAGUUACACCGAAGGAUUGUACAAUGAAAACCGCACCUGGACGCAAGAAAAUCACACAAUCCCAAGUUCAAACCCCGUAGAUUCAAAACCGAUUCACAAAUCUACGUUGAAUCUUAUGAUAAUGCCUCCACCCGCAACAGUCGCCCCAACAGCAAAUUCGGAAAUCACAAAUGUAACGCCAAAAAGACCCCAAAGACCGUCGAGUUGCUACGGAAAUGUUUUUGGGAAUUCUGAGGGAGCUGAUGAUAAAAAAGUGCAGCCGCUCACCAGGAAAUUGAGUUUUGAUUCUUCGCAGAGAAAUGGUUUUGGGAAUCUUGCAAAGGCGAACGGGGUGAAAACGUCAGGACAAUCGAAAAACACAGAUGGAGAGAUGGUGGUGCCUCCUCUGACGCUCAUCAAGGCUCCUGAUGCGGACCAAACUCCAGAGGACGUCCUGGCUCUGAACGCCGCAGCCAUUAUCGCAAACAUCAAACUGCAGAGACAAUUCAGCAAAAAGAAAACGCCAAACGGAAAAUCUGAAAACCACUCUGCUCCGUCACCGCAGGAGAACUCUGAAACCGAUGCCCAGGACUCCGUGAAGGACGAUAGCAGCACGAACAAAUCACACGCUGCUGCCUUCGUGCCUUUGAGCAAUGACAUUCAGAGACCAGCGCAGAAUGUGUCUCUACAGGAGGCUCUGCUCAGGUCUCGUCCGGACUUCGUCGCUCGGUCCAGACGCAGGACUGAGGAGCUGGAGAGGAGGGCCCAGGAGAGGAGAGACCAACUGAGGAGGGGGGCCCAGGCGAAGAGACGGGGCAGUGCUCACUCAAGACAGCCCCAAAGCAACAGCUGUCCAGGGAUAAAUGCGAAGGAUCAUUCUUUAAAAUCCAGCAAUAGAAACGUCACAAAAAGACAGCAGCCUCCAUCCAAACGGCCCUCGGAGGUGAAGAGGAGACAGCAGCAGCAGCAGGAGGAGGUGAAGAGAGAAGCCGGUUUGAACAGACAGAGGGCUGAGCUGUUUAAAAAGAAACUUUUGGACCAAGUUCUUCAAAGGAGCAAAGACUGAGAGCCGCUGAACUUCGCAGACGACGACGCUGGAUUCUUCUACACGAUUCACAAAGUCCAGACAAAGCGAAGUUAAGCUCUCUACAAUAGAUUAAAUACAACGUGGAUUGGACUUUUGACUACUACAGUGUUCUCCAGACCCAACUUUGACUCUCUUUCUUCUCCUGAGAUAAGCAGCUAUUAUUCUCGCACUUCAAAACCUAAAUUUUUGAGGUAGCAAACUUUAAAAAGAGGUCAUAUAAGUAUUGGUGUGAACUCUGGGCAAAGUUAUGAAUAAAAUCUGUGGACGCGCAACUCAUUGUAGACCAGAGUGUCCCAAACUU
This is a messenger RNA of Boleophthalmus pectinirostris (great blue-spotted mudskipper), 2731 nucleotides long. It is a transcript of the gene cunh10orf90, whose product is annotated as chromosome unknown C10orf90 homolog. Bases 1 to 2409 code for a protein of 802 amino acids. The transcript has 10 exons. NCBI's taxonomy places the organism in Eukaryota, Metazoa, Chordata, Actinopteri, Gobiiformes, Gobiidae. The record is from RefSeq and is a predicted model, not a curated record.